CAUUUCAGAAAUUGGUGUGCGACCAGAACCGUUAGAGACAUGGUACCAUGCGUCAAAAGUGCAGCAAUACUGUUGCUCAGUGGAAUUUUGAUAUUUGGUAUGAUGGCUAAAGUUAAUGCUAAAGUUUUGGGAUCGGCUGACAAAGCACUUUACGCAAAUGACAUGGAAGUGGGAGGAGACGGAGAUACUCCUGUCGACAACGCAGUCCUGAACUACCUGUUCGCCCGACAGAUGAACAGGAUGCGGAACCGCGGUGGCGACUAUGCGGCUGAACUUCUCAGGAAAAGAUCGUCCUACUGGAAACAAUGCGCCUUCAACGCUGUUUCCUGCUUUGGGUAGGAAAGAGAAUCGAACCUACUCUGGCGGUAAUUAGAGAACGAUGAAGUUAGAAAUAGAAACCCCCUCUCUUACUUUUGCUGUUCGUUGAGGACUUCAUCUUUUUUUCAGAUUAUAUGUCCAGCUAAAUUAAAACUAAGUGAUAAAAUAAUUUAUCAAAUAAAUGAUAAAUGA
This is a messenger RNA of Uloborus diversus, 510 nucleotides long. Its product is annotated as prohormone-1-like. The coding region runs from base 40 to 339 and encodes 99 amino acids. The transcript has 2 exons. Lineage: Eukaryota; Metazoa; Arthropoda; Arachnida; Araneae; Uloboridae. The record is from RefSeq and is a predicted model, not a curated record.